GAGGGAGCGCCAGGCCCGGCCCGCCCGCUCCGCGCUCCGCUCCCGCCCCGGCCCCGGCCCCGGCCCCGGCCCCGGCAGGGCGGGCGGCGCUGCCGCCGAGCAUGGCGAGCCGCCGCCCGGCCCCGCGGCGGAGCGGUGGGGGGCGCUGACCCGGCUCCGACGGGCCCUCCGCUCCGUGAGACACCCCCCCCGCGUCCCGUGCUAUGAGCAUUCGGCGUGACUUCUCCGUGAGCAGUUGCAAAUGAAAAUGGAGGAUAUGUCUUUGUCUGGCCUGGAUAACAGCAAACUGGAGGCCAUCGCGCACGAGAUCUACACGGACCUGGUGGAGGAUGCCUGCCUGGGGCUCUGCUUCGAAGUCCACCGGGCGGUCAAGUGCGGCUACUUCUUCCUGGACGACACGGACCCCGACAGCAUGAAGGACUUUGAGAUCGUGGACCAGCCCGGCGUGGACAUCUUCGGGCAGGUCUACAACCAGUGGAAGAACAAGGAGUGCGUGUGCCCCAACUGCAGCCGCAGCAUCGCCGCCUCCCGCUUCGCCCCCCACCUGGAGAAGUGCCUGGGCAUGGGCCGCAACAGCAGCCGCAUCGCCAACCGCAGGAUUGCGAGCAGCAACAACAUGAACAAGUCGGAGAGCGACCAGGAGGACAACGACGACAUCAACGACAACGACUGGUCCUACGGCUCCGAGAAGAAAGCAAAGAAGAGGAAAUCGGAUAAGAACCCCAACUCGCCCCGCAGGUCCAAGUCCCUCAAACACAAAAAUGGCGAGAUCGGCGGGAACCCCGAUCCCUUCAAGUACAGCAACUCAGCGGGGAUCAACUACGAGACGCUGGGCCCCGAGGAGCUGCGGACGCUGCUGACCACGCAAUGUGGGGUCAUCUCUGAGCACACCAAGAAGAUGUGCACCAGGUCCCUGCGGUGUCCCCAGCACACUGAUGAGCAGCGGAGAUCGGUCCGGGUUUACCUCCUCGGUCCCUCCGCGUCCCUGCCCGAGGCGGAGGGCAGCGUGGAGAACGACAGCUUCGAGGUGGCGGAGAGCCAGGCCAUCAUGAGCCGGCUGCAGUGGGACGGCUCCUCCGACAUCUCGCCCUCCGACUCGGCCUCUUCGAAAGCCAGUACAAACAACUCGGAGUCCCGCAAGACCAAGAAGAAGAAGCCCCACUUGGGGCUGGUGAGCGGCGCCCCCGGGCUGGGCUCCAGCAAGAAGAAGAAGCCCAAACCCCCCGCGCCCCACACCCCCAGCAUCUACGACGACAUCAACUGAACGCAGCGGAGCUGAUGGGGCGGGGGGGGGACGGACAGAUGGACAGACAGGGGCUGGGGCAGCCCUUUUCCCCCCCCCCGCCGCCCCCUCCCUCCCCAUUCGGACACAAAAGCGGGUACUCGGGGCGCAGAGGAUGGAGGACUUGGCCAUCGCUGUAGGGGAGGGGGAAGCUGGAUUUGGGAGCCCCCAUUAGUGCCCCCUCUUUCUUUCCCCUACCCCCCCCCCCCGGCCCCCGGUGCCUCUAUUUAUUCUGUGACGUAGUUUUUGUACGUGGGGCUCCCAUCAGGGCUCUGAGGGGGUGUCUCACUCAGAGACAGGGGCACAACCCCCCCUUUCCCUUCGCACUGCCCACCCAAAAGCCAGCCGUGUCCCCCUGCCCCCCCCCCCCCCCCCCGGGCUUGCUCCUCCAGAGCACCCUUACCCCAGCGGGGGCGGAGGGGCACCUGGGCCCCCAGGGCAGGUCCGGACCCAGCUGAUGGGGGGCCAUAGAUCCCUCCUCCCCCAGAAAGUUGGGGUGAGCCCCGGGCCUGGGGCUGCUCCCCCUCUCCAUGCCCCGGGCCGGCGCUCGCUGGUCGGGCUGGCUCAGGAUGGGGGGGGGGUGAGCAUGCUGGGCAGGGGGGGCUUUCCCCUGCUCAGAGGACACAAGUAGAGACACCCCCCCACCCCCAAACCCGCUGUAACCAGCUGGAUUCGGCUGCUGGGAGGUGUUUGGAGCCCGGCCCUGCCUGCACAGGGCUUCUGGGGGCGGGGGUGUCUGCAUGCUGCAUCCUUCGUGUUUGGGGCUGUUUUGGGGGGGGGGGGGGUGGCUGUGGGGCUGUGUCCCCUGCUCAGGGUGGGGGGGGAGCAGCUGUGACCUUCCUUGCUUGCCAAACUGGGCUCUGUGUGGGGAGGGGGGACCCCAACCUGCUGGGAAAUGGGCUGUACCCCCCCCCCGCCCCCAUUACAGAGUGAACUGGGGGGUGGGGGGAAGGAAUGGGACACAACCCAGCUUCAAGGCAGAGCCCCCCCCCGACCCCUGCAGCCUCACAGCCCCAGCGCUGUGUCCCUAUCUGCCUGGGGACCUGCUGCUGUGCUUGGGGGGGCCUUUGGGACCCCUAACAGCUCCAGCUGGUGUUUGUACCCCCACAGGCUCUGGUCUUUGGCUGGGGGGGGGGGAGGCCAGGACCAGCACCCUGCUGUGCAGGCUUGAGGAGGAUGGGUCCCUCUGCCCGCCCCCCCCCCCGCCCCCGCCAUUUUUCCAUUGCAGGGGCUGUGUUGGGGAUGGGGUUUGCUCAGUUUCCCCCCACACACACUGUGCAUUCCCCCCCCCCCCAAGCUGUCUGACACCCCAAGUUUGGCUGUAUGUCCCAGGGUGGGGGGGGGGGGGGCUGCUCCUGUGUCCCUUGACCACCCCCCCCGCCCCCCCCCCCCCCGACAUGCCAUGGCAGCAUGGCCGGUCCUUUCGGUGGGUCUCACAAAUUAUGGUGCUCUCGACUCUGGAUUCACUAUUGUUUUAAAACUGCUGCUAAAGGCUAGUGCUGUGGCAGGGGCUUUUGCCUUGGGGGGGGGGUGGUGGGGUGUCCCCACAGAGCCCUGGGCACCCCAAAUCGCCGGGGGGGGGGGGGGCCCCCAGCUGUGUGGGGACCCCCAUGCUACCUCCCUGCUGCAGUCAGUGGUAGCUCCUGGCACAGCUUUGGGGGCUGGGGCAGGAGGGGGGGGGGGUUUGGGGGGGCCGGCCACUGGAGCACGCCAAGCUGGCCUUCGCGUGCCCUGGGGCCCAAGGACAGGGUGGGGGGGUGGUCCAGGUACCCAGAAACAUGGGGGACCACACCCUGGGGGCCCCCCUGCCUCCAACCGCCUGGGGAGGGCACGGUGACUGGAGGGGACAGCCUGAGCCCCUACAGCUGCAGGAGAGGGGCUGCAAUUUGGGGUCCAAGGGGCGUAACGGCGCUGGGGGUGGCCCCCCCCCCCCUCCAGGUCCAUGCCCUCACCCUCGCGGCAGAGACGGUGACCGCCCGGGGCUCUCCUGACCUUGAGACUUGUAUUUUUGCGCACGUACUCCAGCCCGUACGGGUAGUUGAGCCGUUGUAAGGUCUGUGUGUCCCAUUAGUGGGUUGUGGCUGCCCCUGUAAAUAAAACUGCAUCUUGACUUGGUA
Molecule: messenger RNA, 3399 nt
Organism: Chroicocephalus ridibundus (black-headed gull)
Lineage: Eukaryota; Metazoa; Chordata; Aves; Charadriiformes; Laridae
Gene: ATXN7L3
Product: ataxin 7 like 3
Exons: 13
Coding region: 242-1264 (340 amino acids)
Biological process (GO): regulation of transcription by RNA polymerase II; positive regulation of DNA-templated transcription
Cellular component (GO): DUBm complex; SAGA complex
Molecular function (GO): transcription coactivator activity
Source: RefSeq, a predicted model, not a curated record